CCAAUACCAAAUUCUACAGGCCACUUCCCUCAGAUCCCACUGAGGAAUACACUAAGAAACUACAGCAUCUACUCAGGACACUCCCUACACUAACACCAGAAGAAAUCAACAUACCCCUAGAGCCCCGACCAGGGUUAUUCUAUCUACUACCCAAGAUCCACAAACCCGGAAAUCCUGGACGCCCCAUCAUCUCGGGCAUUGGCACUCUCACUGAAGGACUGUCUGGAUAUAUGGACUCUCUACUCAGACCCUAUGCCACCAGCACUCCCAGCUAUCUCCGUGACACCACUGAUUUCCUGAGGAAACUACAGUGCAUUGGUGACCUCCCAGAAAACACCAUCCUAGCCACCAUGGAUGUAGAGGCUCUCUACACAAACAUCCCACACACAGAUGGAAUACAAGCUGUCAGGAACACUAUCCCUGAUGAUGCCACAGCACAACUGGCUGCUGAGCUCUGUGCCUUUAUCCUCACACACAACUAUUUCAAAUUUGAUGACAAUAUAUAUCUCCAGAUCAGUGGCACUGCUAUGGGCACCCGCAUGGCCCCACAAUAUGCCAAUAUCUUCAUGGCCGACCUGGAACAACGCUUCCUCAGCUCUCGUCCACUCACACCCCUUCUCUAUCUACGCUACAUUGAUGACAUCUUCAUCAUCUGGACCCAUGGGAAGGAGACUCUGGAAAAAUUCCACCAUGAUUUCAACAGCUUCCACCCCACCAUCAACCUCAGCCUGGACCAAUCUACACGGGAGGUCCACUUUCUUGACACCACGGUGCAAAUAAGUGAUGGUCACAUUAACACCACCCUAUAUCGAAAACCCACCAACCGCUAUGCCUACCUUCAUGCCUCCAGCUUCCAUCCCGGGCACAUCACACGAUCCAUUGUCUACAGCCAAGCACUGAGGUACAACCGCAUCUGCUCUGACCCCUCAGACAGAGACCAACACCUACAAAAUCUCCACCAAGCAUUCUCAAAACUACAAUACCCACACGAGGAAAUAAGGAAACAGAUCAACAGAGCCAGACGUGUACCCAGAAGCCUCCUACUGCAAGACAAACCCAAGAGAGAAACCAACAGGACUCCACUGGCCAUCACAUACAGCCCCCAGCUAAAACCCCUCCAACGCAUCAUCAAGGAUCUACAACCCAUCCUGGACAAUGAUCCCACACUUUCACAGGCCUUGGGUGGCAGGCCAAUCCUUGCCCACAGACAACCUGCCAACCUGAAACAUAUUCUCACCAGUAACUGCACACCACACCACAAUAACUCUAGCUCAGGAACCAGUCCAUGCAACAAACCUCGAUGCCAACUCUGCCCACAUAUCUACACCAGCGACACCAUCACAGGACCUAACCAGAUCAGCCACACCAUCACUGGUUCAUUCACCUGCACAUCCACCAAUGUAAUAUACGCCAUCAUAUGCCAGCAAUGCCCCUCUGCUAUGUACAUCGGCCAAACUGGACAGUCUCUACGGAAAAGGAUAAAUGGACACAAAUCAGACAUUAGGAAUGGCAAUAUACAAAAACCUGUAGGAGAGCACUUCAACCUCCCUGGCCACACUAUAGCAGACCUUAAGGUGGCCAUCCUGCAGCAAAAAAACUUCAGGACCAGACUUCAAAGAGAAACUGCUGAGCUUCAGUUCAUCUGCAAAUUUGACACCAUCAGCUCAGGAUUGAACAAAGACUGUGAAUGGCUUGCCAAUUACAGAACCAGUUUCUCCUCUCUUGGUUUUCACACCUCAACUGCUAGAACAGGGCCUCAUCCUCCCUGAUUGAACUGACCUCGUUAUCUCUAGCUUGCUUGCUAGCACACAUAUAUAUACCUGCCCCUGGAUAUUUCCAUUACAUGCAUCUGAGGAAGUGGGUAUUCACCCACGAAAGCUCAUGCUCCAAAACGUCUGUUAGUCUAUAAGGUGCCGCAGGAUUCUU
This is a messenger RNA of Gopherus flavomarginatus (Mexican gopher tortoise), 1926 nucleotides long. RefSeq lists its product as uncharacterized. Lineage: Eukaryota; Metazoa; Chordata; Testudines; Testudinidae. Bases 231 to 1769 code for a protein of 512 amino acids. The transcript is spliced from 2 exons. The record is from RefSeq and is a predicted model, not a curated record.